Rotaria sp. Silwood1 is the source of this 527-nucleotide messenger RNA. Lineage: Eukaryota; Metazoa; Rotifera; Eurotatoria; Philodinida; Philodinidae. The record is from the annotation of a GenBank genome assembly.
AUGAUAUUUAUUGCUACGUGUUUACAACGGUUUUUACGUCAUCGUAAUGGAAAAUUUCUUUCCAUAUCUCAACAUAUCAUUUCAUGUCUAACAAGUGGUAUAUUUUUAGGUACUCUUUUAAUGAUAAUUGUUCCAAAUUCUCUUGAGCUUGUUGCUAAUCAAUGGCAAAUUAUUAAUAUGGGUUAUUUAUUGAUUGGUCUUGGUUUUUUUCUUAUAUGUAUUAUUCAAGAACUAACAAGUCUGUAUGAAUUAUAUCUAUCAAAUAAACAACUGAAAAUUGAACAUCAACAAUUAGUGAAUUCGUCAACGACAUCUCAUAAUGAUAAUCAAUUAGCACGUCUUGUUACACUUGUUUUUGCUCUUAGUACUCAUAAUUUUUUUGAUGGGAUUCUCAUUGGUGGACAAACAAAAGACAUAACAACAUUAUGGAUUUUAUUAGCUGCUAUCUGUUUUCAUAUGUCUUUACUUGCAUUUUCGGUAACACUUCGUUUACUAAUUGAUAAUGAAAAUUAUAUUCGAGUAUUUUG